This is a messenger RNA of Bipolaris sorokiniana ND90Pr, 620 nucleotides long. RefSeq lists its product as uncharacterized. Lineage: Eukaryota; Fungi; Ascomycota; Dothideomycetes; Pleosporales; Pleosporaceae. The record is from RefSeq and is a predicted model, not a curated record. Bases 90 to 425 code for a protein of 111 amino acids. The transcript has a single exon.
AGCGGUUCACGGCGCAAUUCCUCCUUUCGUCUCCAUCAACAGCAUUGUCCGUUCCAUUUCUUGGAGUUUCUUUCCAUUUUGUUCUUUGUAUGCAUUCAGCGCAUUGUGUUUUCCACCACUCGGAACCACCAUUUCGCCCUUUGUUCUCGGGCCCUUUCUUGCAUCUUUCCAACUUGCAAUAUUUCACGAUAGCACUGUUUGCGUCCCUAGCCUGUAUUUCCUGCAUUCCUGCAUUCCUGCAUUCCUGGUGUUUUUUGUCCGGUUUUUUGAGUUCUUACUUCCACGUCACCACGAUCCUCUGGCUUAGCAUGAUGCGCGGGAUAUCAUCAAUUUCUUGUUUGGGUUUAGACUUUGCAUUGCUGGCGUUUGGUCAUUUUUCGAGUCCUUGUUCAAUAUCUUGUUUUCAUGCCGUGUGUCCUGCGUAAUCAAGCCACUAGCCUGUUGUUUAUAGUGUACUAGCUAUGUCCAACAUGGAUAGAGCCUGAUGCAAGGGCCGUAUAGGAAGACUAGUCACUCUUUUCUCGUAUGUCAAUAUUAAGAAAUCUCCGCACACUUCCAUUUCUGCAUUGCUACAUGUUUACAGUAUUGGUGUUUGCUUUGCGGUUGAGCCAAUCAAGCCA